AUGAAACGCAAACGACACUCUGCCUAUAUCUAUCUACUUAAAAAUUCCGAAGGACAAUGGAUUGAGGACGACCCCACCAUAUUGGACAAUAUCUUAACCCACUUCAAAAGUGCAUAUGGCCUCACUCAGGGAACUACCACCUCUAUCCAGGAUCAUUAUGAGGCCAUCGAUCUUGCACUUCGAGAACUAAACUUACCACAUCUUUCUAGGAUGCAACAACAACAACUCCUGCUUCCUUUCUUCGAGGGUGAAGUGCGGGAGGCCAUGUUUGGUAUAGGGGAUGCCAAAUCUCCUGGGUUAGAUGGAUCUACUGCCGAGUUCUUUAAAACUCACUGGGUCAGUCUCGGGCCACAGGUUUUUCAAGCUGUCAAUCACUUUCUCACCACAGGAUUUUUCUUUCGUGAAUGGAACCAGACGCUUAUUGUUUUGUUGCCUAAGUGUCCGAAUCCUAAAGAUGUUACUCAAUUUCGGCCGAUUAGUCUAUGUAACACAAUUUAUAAAUGUGACUCGAAAUGCUUGGUUAAUCGCCUGCGGCCGUUGCUCCCAGAUCUUAUCACAGAGUACCAGAGUGCCUUUAUCCCUGGUCGGCAUAUGGAUGACAACAUUUUGAUAAGUCAUGAGUUAAACCAUGUCCUCAAUAAACAUCGUCGUGGUAACGUUCAUCUGGCUGCGCUCAAAAUUGACAUGAAUAAGGCAUAUGAUCGGGUUAGCUGGAGGUUUCUCUUAAAGGUUCUUCACGCUUACGGGCUCCCCGGGCACUGGAUUCAAUUGAUUAGUCAAUGUAUAUCCUCAGUUACCUAUCGCAUCUUGGUCAAUGGACAAGUUACGGAGGCCUUUUCAUCCCACUGUGGUCUUCGCCAGGGUGAUCCACUAUCUCCUUAUUUGUUUUUAUUCUGUAUGGAUAUCCUGUCCCACAUGUUAACACUGGCUACAUAUCUCCGUCGUUUUGAUGGCUUUCGUGCACACAGCCUCCGUAAGUCUUAUGUAAAUUUUAGCCCCAAUAUCCCUGAGAGUCGAGUCCUUGAAUACAAAGGGAAGAAAACUGAGCAUUUCACUUUUCUACUGGAUAAAAUUUCACAACGCAUAACAACAUGGAGUCAUUCCCCUCUCUCGCAAGCGGCGAAAUUGAUCCUCAUCAACUCCGUCCUUCUAGCUUUUAUUGCUGACAUCCUCUCGGUCUUCUUGAUCCCCACAACCAUCGCCAACAAGGUGGAUGCUAUACUUACUCGAUUUUUCUGGUCUACCAGCUCUGUUAACGGAAUUGCUUGGCGAAGCAAGGAUCUCUUGCAUUUGCCCAAGGGUGCUGGUGGCCUCGGGUUACGUAGUAUUACGGUGCACAACCGCUCACUACUUAUUAAGAAAGUUUGGCGUAUGCAUCGGAAUCCCAAUCUCCUUAUAAGCAAAAUUUUCUGCUACAAUCCGUGGGGCAACGGUAUUCCACUAACUACACUACGGUCUUUACGGGGGCAAUGCUCUUGGGGUGCUCGAGGUCUGCAUCAAGCUGAGAAGGUUCUCUUGAUGAAUUAUGUUUGGAAAAUUGGUUCCAAUUCGGGUCUAAUUGCGGGUAAGGAGCGAUGGGUCAAUGGGGAGGUUCCCCUAUUUCGUGAUAAUGUUCCUCUUCGUACUGUCGCUACUACGACAGUGGCAUCACUUUUGUUGCCUCAACAACAAGGUUGGAAUGUGUCCCGGCUACGUUCGCUUUUUCAGUCGUCCACAUUUCGCACUAUUCGUGGGUUAGAGAUUCCGCGGUUUACUUCUCCUUACGACAUUCCUAUUUGGCCUUUUACAACGUCUGGCCAAUAUACCACUAAAUCUGGGUACUACUUUCUCUCUCGAAAUACAGAUAUCUGUAGCAUGAACUCCCCUCUAGUUUCGAAAUUUUUUCGACUUCUAUGGGGACUGCGCAUCAUGCCAAAGUGGAAGCUUUUCCUUUGGAAAUUAUGCCACAAUGGGAUAGCAACAUCCGCUAAUCUCUCAUCUCGGGGUGUCGCCAUUUCCGAUAUUUGCACAAGUUGCAAUAUGGAACCUGAGACCUGCCAACACAUUUUCCGGGUUUGUCACUUGGCUAUUAUUUUAUGGCAAUCAGGCCAAUUGGGUAUUCAUUCUAAUUCAAACCCUGAUGUAGCUUUCAAGGACUGGCUUAUUGCUUGGAUCCAUUAUUUCUACCAACAGGAUGGCUAUAAUGGCGAUCGUCUUCCCAUGUUUGUGGCCACUUUAUGGGCAAUUUGGCAGGGUAGGAAUAAGCGUGUUUUCCACGGAAUACUUCCGGACUUGGAAUUUCUUCGCUCUCUAGUACACCAAGGCACUCAGCAGCACCUCACCUUUCUGGCUCAACCCCUGCCCAAAGCCCAGGCUCUGUGCGUCGAUUCAGGUCCUCCAGGGUUCCUUAUAGCGCAUUUCGGGGCUUCUUUCUGCGGUAAACCACAGGUACAUAUACAAGUGGAUGGUUCUUGGACCCCAACUUCUCCUUUGGCAGGCAUUGCUUGGGUGGUUGAACAUCUGUCCAGCAACACUAGGGAGGGGCAGGGCAGUUGCAUUCCCGCCCCUUCAGCUCUGGUUGCUGAAGCUCAGGCUUGUUUGGGGGCUUUGAUUUUGGCUCAAGGACAUGGAUAUCGUCACAUCAUGGUUUGUACUGACUGUGAACUGGUGGUCCGAAGUUUACUUCAUCAAGACACUCAACCGAUUUCAAUUGCUUGGACCCUGGAUGACAUUCGAUCCAUUGGACAGCAAUUCCAAUGGUGUAGGAUUACAAAGGUUACUCGUUCACAAGUUCAGCAGGCUCAUAAUUUCGCUACUCAUGUCUGGAAGGGCCAAAUUCCGCUAACCAUUUUUUAG
Beta vulgaris subsp. vulgaris (sugar beet) is the source of this 2835-nucleotide messenger RNA. RefSeq lists its product as uncharacterized. The record is from RefSeq and is a predicted model, not a curated record. The transcript is spliced from 3 exons. NCBI's taxonomy places the organism in Eukaryota, Viridiplantae, Streptophyta, Magnoliopsida, Caryophyllales, Amaranthaceae. Bases 1 to 2835 code for a protein of 944 amino acids. Gene Ontology annotation, molecular function: nucleic acid binding; RNA-DNA hybrid ribonuclease activity.